Prorocentrum cordatum is the source of this 3878-nucleotide messenger RNA. The record is from the annotation of a GenBank genome assembly. NCBI's taxonomy places the organism in Eukaryota, Dinophyceae, Prorocentrales, Prorocentraceae.
GCAAGCGCAAGGGCAACCCCAAGGGCAAGGGCAUGUUCAAGAAGCGCAAGCUCGAGGAGAUCGUUGCGGACGCAGAUGCCACGGAGGAACGCAAGCGCCUGCGGGUGAGCACGAGCGAAUUCGACGCGUACCGCACUCGACAACGCUACCCAGCCCACUACGAGCUGCUAAUGGAGGUGCUCUCAGAUCAUGACAAGAAGGCCGUCGAGGAUCUGCAGUAUCGGCGUAUCGUCCCUGAGGAUUACGAAUUGCUGUCCGGACUGGACGCGAGCGUGUCCCGCAGCGCCCGGGAUAUGGACUACAUCAACAGCGUGCUCGAGCGGUGCAAGGGCGGACACCCCGGCGAUCCGGCACCCGCGAAUUGCAUGAUUUGCAUGGAGGAUGUCCCGUGCCGCCACCUACCUUGCAGGCAUUCGUUCUGCUCCGACUGCCUCGUUUCAAGUUGGUCCAAGGUGGACGCGCUCGGCCUGAUUUGCCCUGCGUGCAGGCAAGAUGUGGCGGAAGUGUUGGCGCUCGCGGAGGAGAGAAAGGCCGGUGUCGCCACGGGCGGUUGCACCGAGGGCGCCGCGGGCGCAGGGGGCGCUGCGGAGCAGGGCGUCGGCGCUGCCGCCGCCAGCGCGGCCAGGCCCCUCGAGGGCGCCGCCCGCGCUGGUGCCGCGGGCGCGGGAGGCGUGGCCCAGGCGUCCGAAGAGGGCGACGUUGCGGGGGAGAGUGGCGAAAAGACGGUAUGGCAGUGCGUGGUCGCUACCAUUCUGUCCGAAUCCCCAGACCUCUCCUCGGAAGUCGCGAAGCGCCUCCAAGUGGGGGGCCGUCUCGAGGGCCUCGCCGUGCCUCGGAUGGAGGGCCCGGUGAUGCGGGUGCACGUGAGGAUCGGAGACAAAGUCGGCUGGGUGACGUUGCGGAGCACUUCGGGCAAGGAGCUCGUCUCAGUCUUGGGCGCCGACGCUCAACCUGGCGCUGCCGGCGGCCGUGGCGCGCCUGCCCUGGCGCCCGGGGUGCCCUCGCCAAGAGCCCCGCAGUCGCGCCCGAUGGCGGCUCCCGAUGUCGCUGACGGCCCGCCCGCGGGGCUGCCCGCGGGGGCAAUGACGCAGCAUAUGAUAGUAGAUGCGCAGUAUUUGGAGAUGGCAGUGAAGGGCAUCAAGAACAAGGAGUACCGCGGGUUGAAGACCGAUUACUGGCCGGAGGCGGUGUUCGAGAUCGUCAACAAGGAGGUGAUCAAGGUGGCCGACUUGGCCGACGAGUGCUUGCCCGACCGAGGUACGGAGGCGUGGGGCCGGCUGUUCGGCGGGUGCACGGAGGUGCUGGUGUUGCACCUCGGUGGCAUCGUAGAGAACCGCACCGAAUGGCGGCGCGAGGUGGAGGGCGCGCAAGGGGGCCCGGUGCUGCGCGCGGUUUCCCCCGAGCGCGCGGGCGCCCAGGACGACGCGGAGGACGUGGAGGGGCAGGGCCGCGUGCUCGUCGGCCAGGGCAUCGGCGCGGAAGAAGAGCAGGCGAAGUGGAGGCUGGCGAGCUCCUUCCUGUCGCGGCGCGGAGGCCUCGUCUGGAACGAGGUGGUGGAGGCAGCACUGGGCGACAAGCAGAAGCUGUUCGACCGCGUCGUGGACUUCCGGGGCACGCGCGCGACGCUGCUCACAAUGUCAAUCGGGGCGCUGAGACAAAUCGGCCAGGCUGCCAUGUUGCACUGGGACGUGAUCCGGGAGAAGAAGCCUGCACUUGUCUACCACCUAAUCCGCUGGUACCGCCAGGCGGCGGUCGAUGACGCGGCGUCGGCGGCCCCGCCCGCCGAGCCGGCGGCGGAGGAGGCGGAGACGGAGGAGAACCCAUUGGCGGACGCCCCACUCCUGAUCCCGCGCGCCAAAGUGGCGCGGAUCAUCCGCGCCCUGCUGCCGCUGUUGUCGGCGAAGAGGUCCGGCCACGCAGAAGGCGCGCCGCUGAAAAUCACCGAUGAGGCCGUGGGUGCCGUCCACGAGCACCUCGAGUACGUCCUGCGCGCUCUGGUGAGCGACGCUUUCGCUGUGGCCGAGUGGGCGAAUAAAGACCGCGUGAAGAAGAUGUCCAUGACUGCGCUGGCCGUCGGGAUGUCAGGCUCUAUCCAGACGAAGACGUUCGUGGCCAGCAAGCGGAAGCGCAGGCUUGCCAACGUCCUGGAUGACCUUGCGAAGCUCGCGGGGAGUGUUUACGACGGCGAUGCGCCGGUCGACUGGGUUGGUUGCGACGAGCUGUCCGAUUUCCUCUUCAGGAAGUUCAUCCCGGCCGAGAAAAGUGAGAAGAUUCGCGUGCCUGCGGCAGCUUUCAGGGAUAUGCGGUGUUUCACGUUCCACUUCCUCGACGCGUUCCUUUCCCAGGGCGUCGAAUCGGCGCGCCGCUGCGGUAAGAACACUCUGACCAAGCGGAUCCCCGAGCCUUCGGCCCAAUCUGCCCCCUGGCUGGCCUGGGUCGCGGGCACGAGGGCGUGGCUCCGGGAGGGCGGCGCUGCGGGUGGCAUGUCGAACAGGGAGGCGCACGAUCUGGAGGCGGCAGGCGACGGUCUCAUGGAGCAGGCCGGCAAGAGGUGGAACAAGACCACGAGGGCGUUCGACGCGGUGGCCGGACACGCCGCUUGCCCCGAAGAUGCGAAGUACAAGAAGCAGGCGAAGGAGAAGUACGACGAAGCGAGAAGGAAACGCGUGCAACUUAAAGGAAUGGCAGAGCAGUCCGUGAACAAAGACGGCACCAAUGACGUGAAGAACGCGAAGGGCCUUCAGGGCGCCAUCGACUAUAUCGACGCCAAGAAGAGCGCGAUGAGUUUACAGAUGGACUCCACCGCCAUGUUCCGCGAGGUCGCCCUGUGCGGGUUGGCGCAGGAGCAGGGCAUCGCCGCUCUGCGGGCGUGCCUCGCCGACGCCCGCGGCGACGAGACACUUCGCGCCACCGAGAUCAGUUCUGCCGUGGCGCGUCGCGCCGUCGUAUGGGGCGAUUCCGCGGCGUGGGAUGACGUGAGGGAUUGUCUCCAGUCUCGGUUGGCCCCCGGGCCCCGGCCGCUGCCAUCCCAAGUCGUGUCCGUGUCUGCCGCCCACUUCCGCGAUGCAGAUUUCACCGUUCCCGGCCCGAGGGAAGACGCUGUCCUGGUCCACGGCGGGUUGGAGAACGAUUACGAGUCCGCGGAGGAUGGGUGUCACUUCUUGCCGCUGCUUCACGUCGACGAGCAUGGCCAGUUGCCCCCGUGCCCGUCACCGAAGUGGGCCGACAUGGUGGCGUCCGUCGCUGGUCGCAGCGGCGAUCUCGUGCUGGAGUCGCGCGUCCGCGACGGGGGCGACUGCUACUUCCACGCGCUCCUCGUCCUCCUGCAUUUCCGGGGCGUUCUGCUGCUCGCGCCGGGCGGCGCGUCGGCGGCACCUGGGGGGGGCGGUGCCGGGGUUGCCCCGAGCCCCCCUUCCCCCGCGGGCUCGCCAGCCGGCCCAGGUCCAAUCGUUGACGGACCUCGGAAGAGCCCCGAGCUCGCCUCUCAGCACCCGCCUGAGUCGCCAGCUUCUGCGGAGAAGACGUCGCCUGCGUCGUUCACCUCCUUCAGGAAUGGGGCGCGAUUCGAGGAUUCUCUUGCAGAGAGUGCCAGCUUUCGCGUCCCAGACCCCACGGGCGAGAGUCUUGCCGCAUUGCAGGCUAUAGUCGAAGAGCUCCCGGAGGACGAGGCAUCGAAAGCGAUCGAAGAGUUCUUGUUCCCCGACAUCGUCUUCGAGGGAUUUAAAACGAAGGAGGGGGUGUACGAGACAGUGCGCCACAGGGUCAUGAGGGCGUGGGAGGACACCCGGUCCCACCGCCAGAUUGCCAGCGAGCUGGAUUUCGAUUUGCGCACCAUCGCGCCGAAGCUGUUGGCGGACGCCGUCCACGCCGCAGGCAAG